Balaenoptera acutorostrata (minke whale) is the source of this 3295-nucleotide messenger RNA. Its product is annotated as protein FAM72A-like. The transcript has 4 exons. The coding region runs from base 1411 to 1860 and encodes 149 amino acids. NCBI's taxonomy places the organism in Eukaryota, Metazoa, Chordata, Mammalia, Artiodactyla, Balaenopteridae. Gene Ontology annotation, cellular component: cytosol. The record is from RefSeq and is a predicted model, not a curated record.
AGCCAAUAGGAAUAGGUGAUCCCAAGAGGCUAGGAAUGAGGAGGAGGGGCUGGCGAAACUUGGAGGUGUGACUAGCACUACCGAGGCGUGGUCACAGAGUAAGCUCCUCCUCGGGUUGCCGAACCCCAAAGUAGAACUGAUGGGCGGGAUUAAGAUAGAACCAACAGCCAAACACAUACUUCUGAGAGAAGGCACGACCAAUUGGACCGGGGUAGUGAGGAGGGGCGUUGCGGAGAAUUUUAGCCAAUAAAGAGUAGAGAACGGCGGGGACUGUAGAACGUCUUCCAAUGAGAAGUGCGAAGGGCGUGCCUUGCCUCUUUCACUGGAGCGGGAGUAGGGUUCGCCCAAACCUCCCGGAGCCGACCAAUGAGAUCGGAGGAGGGGCCAAGCUCAGCCAACCAGCAAGCCGAAUUUAUCUAGGCACCGUUACUGGGGCGGGGCGUAGAGCUCCUGGCCACUAAGAUCUCGUCAGGGGCAGGCUCCCGAGCCUUCCAAUGCGGGACGUGGGCGAACUCUAGUUCUCCCAAUCGGUGCGCAGCGCUGGCAAUUCAAACUGACAGCCUGUUGGAAAGGCAGAGAGGGGAAGAGGGAGCAAAAAGCGACGUGUUCAGUGGCAGAGACACCAACGCCGACGGAGCCCCCAAAGCGACCUCUGCCCCGCCCCACCAACACCACCGCGAGCUCUGGAGCGGCCGCUCGGGAAAGAUUUGAGGGGACGUUGGGGGGCACGAAGGAAAGCUGAGGGGAGGGAGUCGCUAGAGGAACGACGCGAGAGCCCGCACGCUGAGGGCUGGGGACUGCCAGGAGAGAAGUGAAGCGGGCGGCCCGCGAAAGAGCAGAGCGGAGGAGGGUCGCGGGAGGAUUAAGGAGCACCCGGGAUUGCCCGGUGGGAAAAGCUGAGUGGAUUUCUGAAUCCUGGGGAGAGGAGAAAGAUUUCCAAAGAGGACGCGUGGGUAGGGACGCUUAGCCAGCGAUCCGUGAGAGAAAUUGGAGCGCUCCGAGGGAGGGGCUUAAGGGGGAAGCUUUAGAUAAAAGAGCCUGUACGGGAGAAGCUAAGGGAAUUGCAAAAGGAGCAGGAGCUAAAGAGUAGAGGAUCCUUCAGACUGGAGAAAGGGAAAACUAGAGAAGUUCCCGAGGCACCUUGCAGCCUGCCUCCUCCCCACUUCAAACUCCUCUCCCUUCCCCGAAAGUUAAAGAGAAAGCCAAGGCUGCUGCUUCUCCCCUGUUUCUACUCAAUAAAUACUACUUUUACCCUCCCACGGGAAAACAGAAAAGAACUCAUUUCCUUCUCAAUUUUCGGGCUUAGAAAAGAUCGAGGCAUCGCAAUUUGAUUUUUAGCUUGGGAGAAUCAAACUAGGGAGGGUAUUGCUCUAUUUUCAAAGUCCCUCACCUCAUCCUUCCCCGGACGCCAUGUCUACGAGCAGCUGUAGUUUCAAUGACUGGCGCGUGUCCAUCCUGUGUUGCAAAUUCUGUAAACAAGUGCUCAGCUCUAGGGGAAUGAAGGCUGUUUUGCUGGCUGACACUGAAAUAGACCUUUUCUCUACAGACAUCCCUCCUACCAAUGCAGUGGACUUCAUUGGAAGAUGCUAUUUCACUGAAAUUUGCAAAUGUAAACUGAAGGACAUCGCAUGUCUAAAAUGUGGGAACAUUGUAGGUUAUCAUGUGAUUGUUCCAUGUUGUUCCUGCCUUCUUUCCUGCAACAAUGGACACUUUCGGAUGUUUCACAGCCAGGCAGUUUAUGGUAUUAACAGACUAGACUCUACUGGUGUAAACUUCCUACUUUGGGGCAACUUGCCAGAGGUAGAAGAGAGUACAGAUGAAGACAUGUCAGAUAUCUCAGCAGAGGAGUGUAUUAGAUGAAUAGAAUUAUAAUAGAUAUAAUAUUUAAACUUUUUCCUAUGUAAAAAAUAUAUUAAUGGACCAAUUCAAAAAUUGUUAGUAAGGAUUUGCCAGUGAUUUAUUUUUUUGGAAAACAAAAAUGGGGCAUUUGUUGAUUUAUUUAUUUUCUGUCUCAAAUUAAUUACCUGAGUUUACUGAACCAAUGUAGUCCUUUUCUUCUACUUUUUUUUUUUUUUUAAUUAUUUUCCCUUUAUUUAUUUUAUUUAUUUAUUUAUUUAUUUAUUUUUGGCUGUGUUGGGUCUUCGGUUCGUGCGAGGACUUUCUCUGGUUACGGCAAGUGGGGGCCACUCCUCAUCGCGGUGCGGGGACCGCUCUUCAUCGCGGUGCGCGGGCCUUUCACUAUCGCGGCCCCUCCCGCUGCGGGGCACAGGCUCCAGACGCGCAGGCUCAGUAGUUGUGGCUCACGGGCCCAGCUGCUCCGUGGCAUGUGGGAUCUUCCCAGACCAGGGCUCGAACCCGUGUCCCCUGCAUUAGCAGGCAGAUUCUCAACCACUGCGCCACCAGGGAAGCCCUCUUCUACUUCUGCUUCUACUUCUACCCUUCCUCUCUCCAUCCCUCUUCCCAGUAUAGGUGUACUCUUAAAUUCAGUUAGUAGAAGAAUCUUUCAUGUGUCACUCAACUAUCUCCCAAUCUGGGGACGGUUUUCUUACAACUAGAUGCCAGAUGCUAUUAAUAUUACAUUCGAAUAAGGGGCAUUAGUAUCCACACAUAUAUCACCAUGCUUAUAUCCAUGCAUAAAUCUAUGCAUAUAACCAUGCAUAUAUGUGUGAAGCACAGCUGGGAAUUAAAGCUUAACAGGGACUUUUUAAAAAUAGGCUGUUAGGUUUCCAUGGGUACUGGUUAUCAUAUGUUAUAUUGGUGAUAACUAUGUUAAUAUGGAACACGACUUUGUGAAUGUAUGGGGAAAUCCUCUUGAUUCCUCAGCAUGAUUUUAGAUAAAUGAAUUUGCCAGGAAAUUAUCAAUAUAUACUGUUUACUAAUAUUAUUUAUUUACAUUCUUCUAAAGUCAUAUGGAUAUUGUAUUAUGAAAACCAAAUAACCUCCAUCUUUAAGUUUUCCCAUUCUCCAGGGCUUUCUCUGUGAAUAGCAAAUUUUAGAUGAGUAGUCUCAGUCCUAACCCUUAAAUAGAAAAAAAUUAAAGAAGUGGUUUGCUUAAGCCAUUGUACAUUAUAAAGAAGGUUUUUUAAAUUUUGUUUUGCUUUGUUUUGUUUUGUUUAUCUGCAUUCAGAGCCACACAGGGAUAAGAAGCUGGGAUAGUGUUGGAUUCUUGUUUUAUGAAAAGUUAAAAGUCAAUGUAUCACCUUAACUAAUAUUUUAACCAAAGGCAUUUUGUCAAUAGUAAUACCAAAACAGAGCAAGUUACAGUUUUGUAAAUAAAGUUUUGUUCUAAAAAUGA